Solanum pennellii is the source of this 2255-nucleotide messenger RNA. Its product is annotated as tripeptidyl-peptidase 2-like. Gene Ontology annotation, cellular component: cytosol. The transcript has 14 exons. Gene Ontology annotation, molecular function: serine-type endopeptidase activity; tripeptidyl-peptidase activity. The coding region runs from base 16 to 1665 and encodes 549 amino acids. Lineage: Eukaryota; Viridiplantae; Streptophyta; Magnoliopsida; Solanales; Solanaceae. The record is from RefSeq and is a predicted model, not a curated record. Gene Ontology annotation, biological process: proteolysis.
UCCAAUAUAAAACUUAUGUUUCUAUCAGUAUGCAACAUAAAUACUUCAUAUAUUUAUUAUUUUGUAGGGGCUUCUCUUGUCAUAAAUUCUUCAUGGAAGAAUCCAUCUGGUCAGUGGCAUGUUGGCUGCAAAUUGGUGUAUGAGCUCUUUACUGAUACACUGACCUCUCGAGUAAAGAAAGAACGAAAGAGAAGGUGGGAUGAGGAAAAUCAAGAAGCAAUAGCAGAGGCUGUAAAGCAGCUUGAUCAAUUUGAUAAGAAGCACACAAAAGUCGAAGGUGCGCACUUGAAAAUGGUCCGUGAAGACCUCCAGAAUAGAGUUGAUCUUCUGCGCAAGCAAGCUGAUAGCUACGAUGACAAGGGACCAGUUAUUGAUGCUGUCGUAUGGCAUGAUGGGGAGCUUUGGAGAGCUGCUUUGGACACACAGAGUCUUGAGGAUGAAUCAGGAUGUGGAAAGCUUGCAGAUUUUGUUCCUUUAACUAAUUACAGGCUUGAACAAAAGCAUGGAGUUUUUAGUAAAUUGGAUGCCUGUACAUGUGUGCUAAAUGUCUACAAUGAAAGGAAUAUAUUAAGUAUCGUGACAGAUAGUUCCCCACAUGCCACACACGUUGCUGGUAUUGCCGCUGCCUUCCACCCGGAGGAACCUUUACUAAAUGGAGUUGCACCUGGAGCACAAAUUGUGUCUUGUAAAAUUGGGGAUUCACGGUUGGGUUCUAUGGAAACAGGAACUGGUUUGACUAGGGCCUUGAUUGCAGCUGUAGAGCAUAAAUGUGAUCUCAUCAAUAUGAGUUACGGAGAACCUACACUGCUGCCAGACUAUGGUCGCUUUGUUGACCUUGUCAAUGAGGUGGUCAACAAACACCGCCUAAUAUUUGUCAGUAGUGCUGGCAAUAAUGGGCCAGCUUUGACUACUGUGGGUGCACCUGGUGGCACAAGUUCAAGCAUAAUUGGAGUAGGUGCAUAUGUUUCUCCAGCUAUGGCUGCUGGUGCUCACUUAUUAGUUGAGCCACCUACUGAAGGCCUUGAAUACACCUGGUCUAGUCGGGGACCCACUGUGGAUGGUGAUCUUGGUGUCUCCAUAAGUGCCCCUGGUGGUGCGGUGGCCCCUGUGCCCACAUGGACCCUUCAAAGACGCAUGUUAAUGAACGGAACAUCAAUGUCAUCUCCUUCUGCUUGUGGAGGUGUGGCUUUAAUCGUCAGUGCUAUGAAGGCGGAAGGUAUUCCUGUUAGUCCAUACACUGUACGGAAGGCUCUUGAAAAUACAUCUAUACCCAUAGGUGCUUUACCAGAAGAAAAAUUAACCGCUGGACAGGGAGUCAUGCAAGUUGACAAGGCUUAUGACUACAUGCAAAAGGUGCAAAAUCUUCCCUGUGUGUGGUAUCAAGUAAAAAUUAAGCAGGCUGGCAUCACAAGCAAACCAACUUCGUCUGCUACGUCUCGAGGCAUCUACCUUAGGGAGCCUUUAUAUUGUCACCAAUCUACAGAGUGGACAGUAGAAAUAGCACCGAAGUUCCAUGAAGAUGCAAAUAACUUAGACCAAUUGGUUCCUUUUGAAGAGUGCAUUGAGUUGCAUUCUACUGGAGAGGCAGUGGUGAGAGCUCCUGACUACCUCCUCCUCACCCAUAAUGGGCGCAGCUUCAGGAACUCCUUAAGAGCUAGCUGGUAACAUCAUUUCGUUAGUUUUCCACACAAUGGUGUCAAUUGUGAGUGCUGUGGGAUUAUACUGGGUAUGUUUUUGUUGUUCUUAGAUGUCAAUAUUGAGUAUGUAAUAGAAAAUCCAACCUAAGUCCACUUCUUGUGCUCUCUCCUGCAUGUGUUACUAAAUAAGUGGAGAGACUUCAAAGGAAUUUCUUGUUAGCUCAAAGGACGAGGCAAAAAGGUGUCACGUCGAUAAGUUGGAAGGUAAUCACAUCCCCAUUAUCAUUUGGAAAGUAGGGAAGAUAUCUAGGGGUCCUUGAGAAGGGACUAUAUGGAACUAAUGAGGUGGACUCCCUGAUGAACAAUGAUAGCCACAUCUUCUUAUGGACAUUGUUUAUGUAAAAAAACAUAAUGACGCAAGUAGUUCAGUAGAGCAGGAAACAGGGAAAAUAUUAGUUUUUGGCAGAAUAUGUGGUGUUGGGAUGAAAUCCUCCUCGAUGUCCAGUGAUAUCAAAGGCGAAAAGCGCAAAAAAGCUCUAAGGUCCGUGUGGGCUUUAAGUGCAAAGCGCUAAUAAAGUGUGGGCUUUAAUUAAAAAAAGGCGCAAAGGGAGAAAAAAA